CUGGCAAUUAUAAGUUUAACUUUAACAGUGGAGAUGGCCAAUGGUGGAGGAGAUCCAGUUAUAUUAGCAACUGCUGGUUAUGAUCACAGAAUCAGAUUUUGGCAAGCACAUAGUGGCAUAUGUCACAGAACAGUACAACAUCCUGAUUCUCAAGUAAAUGCAUUGGACAUAACUCCAGAUAAACAGUUGAUAGCUGCUGCAGGUUAUCAGCAUAUUCGCAUGUAUGAUAUCAAUUCCUCCAAUCCUAAUGCUCUGAUCAACUAUGAAGGUGUCCAGAAGAAUGUCACAUCUGUUGGGUUUCAUGAAGAUGGGAAGUGGAUGUAUACUGGAGGAGAAGAUCAUACUGCCAAAAUAUGGGAUUUAAGGUCUAGAACAUUACAAUGUCAACGAAUAUUUCAAGUGAAAGCCCCAGUUAACUGUGUGACAUUACAUCCUAAUCAGGGAGAACUCUAUGUUGGAGAUCAAAGUGGCUCUAUUCAUUGCUGGGAUUUGAAAACAGAUAUUAAUGAACAUCUGAUUCCAGAACCAGAAGCAGCCAUUACUUCUGUUAGCAUUGAUCCAAUGGGUACACUAAUGGCAGCUGUCAAUAAUAAGGGUAAUUGUUAUCUAUGGACAAUGACCACUAGUAGGUCAAAUGGACCUUCAAAUUUACACCCAAAGAAGAAAUUUCAAGCUCAUAGCAAGUACAUUCUCAAAUGUCUUUUUAGCCCAGACUCAACGCUCUUGGCUACAACAUCAGCAGAUGGCACUUGUCGUAUUUGGCGAACAGCUGAUCUAUCUUUAUGUACUGAACUUAAGGAUAAGUCUCAAAGAUGGGUGUGGGAUUGUGCUUUUAGUGGUGACUCACAAUAUAUUAUUACAGCCUCUUCUGAUAAUAAUGCCAGACUAUGGAGUGUAAAUGAUGGACAAAUCAAAAGAGAAUACAAUGGUCAUGAAAAAGCAGUUGUUUGUUUAGCAUUUAGGGAUGAAGUUGUUGCCUAAGUUUUAUUUUUGGUGUAAGAUUCCUGUAUGUGAACAUUUAAUUUAUUAAAUUGUUUUACUUUGUACAAAAGAAAAAGUCUGUGUGUGUAUGUUUAUAAAAGCAUUAUUUUAGUUAAAGACAUUUGACAUUAGGUACUGAGAAUGUAAGAGCUAAUGAAUAAGUCGUUUGUGUAAUUACACUGAACAAAUGAUCAACAAUUAAAUGUAAAUUUAAUAUAGAUUUUUUUUUAAUUCAGUUUCUACCCUAUAUCCAAACUUAAACUUGUUAUGUGACUAGAUAAAUGUUAACAAUGAUCUGCUUAUAAUAUCCUAAAAAUUAAGCUUGCUGACAUGGAAGUUAAAUACAAGUACAAAUAAUAUUGGUGGUCAAAAGUAAUUUGAAAAAGUAAUAAAUAAUGAACAAAAAAAAAUCACCUAACAAAUAGAAAAAG
This is a messenger RNA of Biomphalaria glabrata, 1412 nucleotides long. Its product is annotated as target of rapamycin complex subunit LST8-like. Gene Ontology annotation, cellular component: TORC2 complex; TORC1 complex. Lineage: Eukaryota; Metazoa; Mollusca; Gastropoda; Planorbidae. The coding region runs from base 34 to 981 and encodes 315 amino acids. The transcript is spliced from 9 exons. Gene Ontology annotation, biological process: regulation of actin cytoskeleton organization; TOR signaling. Gene Ontology annotation, molecular function: protein binding. The record is from RefSeq and is a predicted model, not a curated record.